ACAGUAAAAUAUAAACAUCCCUACCCUUCAUCCCUCUCUCUGCGGGAAGGAAAAAGAGAAAGCAAAAUGCAGACUGUGAAGAACUUGAAGAUGUUUUUUAACUGUAAAUAACUGAAUCAGUAGAAAGCAACAGUUGGAUCACGAAACAGUCACGGAAGACGAAUUGGCCAAAGGGGUUGCCGAAUCUGGAUCCGAAAUUGGGAGGUCCAAAUGACGGAUUCGAAUCUGGAGUUGCAGGAAUCGGGUUGGGAGGAGCUGAGGAGAGAGGCCAGGAAGAUUGAGGGAGAUCUUGAUGUGAAGCUCUCUUCUUACGCUAAGCUUGGUGCUAGGUUCACACAAGGAGGUUAUGUGGAAUCUGGGUCACCAUCUGUUAGCAGGUCAUGGAAGUCCAUGGAAAUGGAGAUCCAGUCGUUGCUUGAGAAACUUUUGGAUAUAAAUGAUUCAAUGAGUCGAUGUGCUGCAUCUGCUACACCAGCUACUUCUGUAACUCAGAAGCUAGCAAGGCACAGAGACAUACUUCAUGAGUUUACCCAGGAGUUUAGAAGAAUCAAGGGGAACAUAAAUUCAUUGAGGGAACAUGCGGAGCUUCUGACUUCAGUCAGGGACGAUAUCAGCGAGUACAAGGCAUCUGGGAUUAUGUCACCAAGAAUGCAGAUACUACGGGAAAGAGCUGCCAUCCAUGGAAGUGUGUCACAUGUAAGUUUAAGUGCUAUUUGGGGAUAAUCACAUGUUAGGUUAUGAACCAACACAAUUGCAUUUUGUGCAUUUCCCAUGGAACACUUCCCCCUUUUCUUUCUAAAGUUGGGUCUAACUGAGGCUUAUCGAGUCUACGGGCUACACAAUUGGAGUUCCUCUCUUCCAUUCCACGAACCCUUAGUAUACAGAUUUUACACCUUCAAACAGGCUGUAAUUUACUGCAAAGUAGCAAAUGUGAAUGUUGAAGUGUUGAGGGGAACUCAAAGUUGAAUAACAAACUGUUCACCAGUUAGGAUACUACA
Molecule: messenger RNA, 998 nt
Organism: Malus domestica (apple)
Lineage: Eukaryota; Viridiplantae; Streptophyta; Magnoliopsida; Rosales; Rosaceae
Source: RefSeq, a predicted model, not a curated record